Salvelinus namaycush (lake trout) is the source of this 852-nucleotide messenger RNA. RefSeq names its product pancreas/duodenum homeobox protein 1-like. Gene Ontology annotation, cellular component: nucleus. Gene Ontology annotation, biological process: regulation of transcription by RNA polymerase II; type B pancreatic cell differentiation. Bases 1 to 852 code for a protein of 283 amino acids. Gene Ontology annotation, molecular function: RNA polymerase II cis-regulatory region sequence-specific DNA binding; DNA-binding transcription factor activity, RNA polymerase II-specific. The transcript is spliced from 2 exons. The record is from RefSeq and is a predicted model, not a curated record. NCBI's taxonomy places the organism in Eukaryota, Metazoa, Chordata, Actinopteri, Salmoniformes, Salmonidae.
AUGAAUCGAGAAGAGCACUACUAUUCCCCCGCGCAGCUGUUCAAAGACCCCUGCCCCUACCAGAGACCCCACAGCGAGGAAUUCAGCCACAGCCCUCCGCCCUGCCUCUACAUGGGCCGGCAGGCUCAGUCCGUCUAUUCCUCGCCUUCCAUGGGAGGGCUAGACCAGGCAAGUCUCCCUGAUAUUGCUCCGUACAGUAUGCCCAUGCGAGAGGACCCAGGUGUGCCGCAGCUCCACCACCCCCAGGCGCCCCAGCAGACUCUCCAACCGGGGGGUUACGGAGACCCGGGGGAGCUGGCUCUGUGUGCGGAUAGGAACAGAUACCACCUGCCUUUCCCCUGGAUGAAAAGCACCAAGUCUCACGUGCAAACCUGGAAGGGACAGUGGGCAGGCCACUACAUGGAGGCAGAGGAGAACAAGCGGACAAGGACUGCCUACACGAGAGCCCAGCUCCUGGAGCUGGAGAAGGAGUUCCUGUUCAACAAGUACAUUAGCCGGCCGCGGCGUGUCGAGCUGGCCCUCACCCUCAGCCUCACAGAGAGACACAUCAAGAUCUGGUUCCAGAACCGACGGAUGAAGUGGAAGAAGGAGGAGGACAAGAAGAGAGUGAGGGGGGUCGACCCCGAGCAGGACUCGUCCAUUACGUCAGGGGACCUGAAGGAUGAGGCUGGGCUGGGGGUCGGGGGGGCUGGGCUGGGGGUCGGAGGGGCUGGAAUGGGAGUCGGGGGGUCAGGGGUUGGGGUCAGGGUCGCGGUGGCAGGGGCUCCCACACCGGCACCUCUCACCACUACCACCACACCCCCCUCACCCCUACACUCCCACUCCCUGUCAGGUUCUAGAGACUCGGCUUAG